CCCAGGUCCCGACACAACCCCGAGCGCGUCGACGCUGACCCCAGGACAAGCAAUCCGGACUUGAACACGCACGCACUCACGCACGCGCACACACAUCGGCAUCUGCGGCAGCCGCAUCCGACCGUCGGCGUCUUCUACUGAAAACCUUCGAUCCGCACAGCGCCGUUGCAAACCGACGAGGCCGUUGACGACCAGAUACACGCCCGCUGCUGCCAGCAUCGUCGACAACUUUUCGAGUGUACGCCGGGGUCUGUACUUCGCCAGCAGCUCAACGACGGCCAUGAAGCACAUCGUGUUCAUCACAGCCUGCGUCCUCCUCUUUCUCGCCGCCACCAGUGCAGAGGUGGCGGACGAUAGCGGCCUGCGGGGCAGUGCCGUUGGCCUGGGCACGGGCGGCAUGGGGGGCGGCGCUCUGGCGAGCGGUGGGCUGGAGAACCUGCUGUGGAACUACCUGAUGGCCAAGCAGAUGGCCCGCCAGAUGCAGCGGGAACAGGUCGACCAGCCCGCUGCCGUGCCAGACUUCCAGAGGAAAAGGAGCGGCUGGAAACAGUGCUCCUUCAACGCAGUGUCCUGCUUCGGCCGACGCAAGUGAGCUGCUUGACGGAACGGCGGCGGGCGAUGGAAGAUGACAAUGAAAAACGUCGAAAUCAUCUCGGAGCCCUCCAAUCCUGAAUAACGGCGACGCUGAGCGAAGGCGGUCACCAAGGCACCGCGCUUCGUCGGUGUCCCAAGCCGCGGACGUCAAAUUGACACAUGCGCCGAAAUGGAGCCAUUGUCUAAGAAUAUUUCAUUGUUCGAGGUUAUUUCUUCGUCUAGGGGAAUGAGUAGUAGACGCUAGCUGAAACGAUAAAGAAUUUAUGGAGAUGUACUUCCCCGCGAUAUGAACACUAGUAUAUAUCAUGCGCGUGGUGUGUGAUUGUGAAAGUAUAAAUUGAGAACUGCUUUCUAUUCUUCUCUUCAAUCUAGCCCGAGAAUACUUCGAGAUUCAAGUAAUACGACAGCUACAAGCGUGGCUUGGUUCCCCAAUUCUAAACGUAAUAGCCUAAAAUGCUUAAGCUUCGGAAAAUCAUUUCUCUCAUGACGAAGUAUAAAAUGGGGAAAGGAGAGGAACGGAACAUUACUGAGAGUGAAUUCGUGUUUUAGAGCUCAUUCUGCACAAAAUCAAAUAAAUGUGCCAGUCUUCACCCAAACCUUGAUUGUUAUUCACAUAAAUGUUAUCGCAAGUUAUCUGUUGACAAAAUUAUUGAAAAUGAUUUACGAAGAAUUGUUACCCGCUCAAGCAACAACAAAGAAAUGGCAUUCGUGCUGACAAUGAUUUGUUUUAGUGAAGCACAGCAGUGUAAAAGAAAGCAGUAAGCCCUGGGGAUUUUCCUAGACUCUGCGCAGCGAAAUAUAAGGUCGGCAUGCUAUCAGCGCCCUAUGUGUGGUUAUUAUUCCCCACUGAGAACGGAGCCGGAAGCAGUUCUCAAGAACAGCACUUUGCACUGCAGUAAGAGCAUGUACAUAACAUUAAGGGCCUAGUACAUAUCUUGGCUCAAUAAAACUCCGCAGACCUAAGUUUUUUUUUUCUUUUUGCCUGAACAAAGGGACUGCAAUAUGGGCAAAAGCUUCGCGAAAUUUAAUUUAUUUAUUUAGACGUAGUGGCCAUACCCGUCUUUUUGGCGCGAAAACAUUAUUUUACCUUAUUAAAGCAAAUUUGUUUCCCCUACUAGUUACGACGUCAUAAAACAUUGCAGAGGUUUUGGUGAACUUAUGUGGCGCUGUUUAGCAUGACCAUCCCCAACACAAGAACGUAUGAGGUCGUUUAACGCAGGCAAUAUUUGACUACCACUGACAUUGCUUUAGUGUUGUUCAGUGAUGUUGCAGCUAUUACACAAUUUAUCAAACGAUGGCUCGCAACAAAGUUUGGAAAACAAUCGUUACUCCUGUAUAUACAGACAUUUCGUUUACCCUCCUGGAGGGCUCCGAGUGACUCCGAUAUGAAAGAGUUUCAUCAGCUCAUUCAACAUAUGGCACAUUAUAGAGAGAAAUUCGCUAGUUUUGGGCCGAGGGUUCAUUUAUUGUGGGAAAAUGUGUCUAGAUAUGCCGACGAGUGAGGAGGCGUCUGUUCAAAUUUCAUGUUCGAAAUUCUGGCAGUUGUCAAAUUGUGUAAGUGCUUGACGGCCCGCGAAGAAAUACUGAGAACGUUUUAACUACCAUUGUUGAAGCCUGACGAUGGAAUUAGAAUUACUUAACUGUACAUGUUUCAAGCGCUGGCGAUUUCGUCUACAACUUUUAUGACUAAGCACUUCUUAAAUCAAGCGGUCAACUGGGCCGCGGAUGUGAAAAACUGGCUACUGCUGAUGCGUUCAGUGGCAAUGCUUGAAAUUUACGAGCAAGUUGUACAUGAAAUAUUCAAUCUAAAGUGUCGUGUUUAAUGUAAUAAAUAAGUGAAGUAUUGCGAGUUCGAAGAAUAAAUGUCACUACUACCUUUUUGACUCUUGUUUUGUUAGAAAAAUAUUCUUUACUAGUUCACUGUUCUCAUCUAGUUGCAGCCAUAGGAGGCUGCGGCUGUAUUGAAACGUCUGUGAUGGCAAACAAUUUCAAUCCAGUGAUUACUCUGUUAUAGGCGGUACGAAAAAUAUAUUCCAAGUUGUUGCACAUGCCUGUCACCAAUUUCAAAGCAUUCAUAUGAAAGUUAGGACACCGCAGUAGGAGCAGAAGUUUGGUUUCAUUACGGUACUCUGGCUUCAUUUCGUAAGAAAACGUGACGUGUUGUGAACAAGCCAAUCCGCCGACACCAAGCCUUCCUGUGUUAUAAAAUAAAUAUUGUUCGUUUGAGGAACAAAUUGAUUAUUCUUCUGUCCAAUGGACUUCGAAUUUCAUUUUGUUCUUAGCAUAUUGUACACUUUACUUCUACGAAAAUAUUAAAAGGCGAUGUCAACAAAUGAAUCAGUCUUUUUUUCAUGUGUACGGCUAAUUUGACGACUAAUAACAGAUUAGGUAUUAUGAUAGCUUGCAGUGUCAUUUGUUCUUUUGUUGUAAAUAAAGCGUUCUAUUUGCCA
Molecule: messenger RNA, 3044 nt
Organism: Dermacentor silvarum
Lineage: Eukaryota; Metazoa; Arthropoda; Arachnida; Ixodida; Ixodidae
Exons: 3
Coding region: 281-592 (103 amino acids)
Source: RefSeq, a predicted model, not a curated record